UUUUCCAAAUAACCUCCUCUUUUCCUAUUCAUUAACCUACUUUAAAAUAUAUAUUUCCUUUUCAAUAUGGGGUAAAUUAUUGUUUGAUUACUCUUCUUCUAAUAAACUGAUUAGGUAUAAAGAUAGGAAAAGUCAUUUGACAAGAACAAUCCCUCCUAUCUUGACUUUACUCUUGUCAGCAUUUUCCUAAUCAAACGCUAAUAGAAAAUUCAAACACCAAUUUCAUUGGAUUUUAGUGUUUAUUCUCUCUCUCUCUCUCUCUCUCUCUGUCUUUUAGAAUAAUAAAAGGAAAUUGUUUUCUCUCUCUCUAUCUAUCUUGUCAAAUCUGCAGUCCUAUGGGAAGGUUUUAUCUUUUCUCUGUAAAAAUUCAGUGUUAGAUUCUUUCAAUGAAGGAGGUGUUUGGGAGUCCAGGGAAGGUAAGUGGGCUAAUAUUGAGGAUGGGUCAAUGUUUAUUUGCUUCUGCUUCUAUUGCAGUUAUGGCCUCAGCUUCUGGUUUUUCCAGCUCCACUGCCUUUUGCUAUUUAAUAGCAUCAAUGGGGUUGCAAGUACUGUGGAGCUUUGUUCUUGCCUGCUUGGAUAUCCAUGCUUUAAGAUUGAAGAGAGAUCUGCGGAAUCAUGUCUUUGUGAGCUUGUUCGUGGUUGGUGAUUGGGUGACAGCCACUCUAUCCCUCGCAGCUGCCUGCUCAUCAGCUGGCGUGGUGGUUUUGUUUGUGAAAGAUACAAAUAUCUGCAAAGUUGAGAAUAAACUAUCCUGCGACUUGUUUCAAAUUUCAGUGGCUUUGUCUUUUCUCUCAUGGUUCCUUCUUGCUAUCUCUUCCUGCGUCAUGUUUUUGCUUGCAGCCUCUGACUAAAGGAUAUAAUUUUUCAAUUCAUAUUGUGAAUAUAUCAGAAAUUAUGUACAGGAAAUAGUUAAAAUGUCCUCUCACUGGCUUGCUUCCGAGGUCAUGUUAGGGGACUCAGUAUAUUCGGAAAUGAAACUUUCAUCAUUUUUUGUUGCAAUUACAGUGUAAUGUUUGAAAUUUGAUUUCUGGCAUCUUUUAAUCAACUCCUUUUUUGUCCUUU
This is a messenger RNA of Nicotiana attenuata, 1062 nucleotides long. Its product is annotated as CASP-like protein 5B1. The transcript is spliced from 3 exons. Lineage: Eukaryota; Viridiplantae; Streptophyta; Magnoliopsida; Solanales; Solanaceae. Gene Ontology annotation, cellular component: membrane. The coding region runs from base 387 to 851 and encodes 154 amino acids. The record is from RefSeq and is a predicted model, not a curated record.